AUGAAGUGGAGCUCACCGUAUUACGCCUUCUUCGAGAAGCGUCCCCGCAUUGACGACUCACUGCCGGGGAAGCGUUGCUACGUCUUCACGUGUCUCAUGAAGGGAAAGGGUUGCAAGACGUCGGAAAAGCGUCGCUAUCUUCAGACGGGUGACUCGUCGUCUACGAGUGGGCUCAAGAAGCACGCCAUCUCGUGCUGGGGGCAGGAAGCAGUCGACAACCUCGUCGCCGCACAGCUCCCGGUUGACGAUGCGCGCCAGAAGCUAUUGAAGACGAAGCCGCGGAGCGGUGACAUCAGUGUCAUAUUCGAGCGCGCGGACGGUGCAAAGGGACCGGUGACGUACUCCAACCGGCAGCACACGAAUAUGGAAGUUCGGUGCGGAGUAACUUGUUGGCUUUUUUCAUGUAGUGUUUUGAUAGCGCGCUGGGUCGCAGAGUCGUCAAGGCCUUACAACAUCGUCAAAGAUCGCCAUCUGCUCACCCUGUUGAAGACCGGUCGUCCAAACUACCAAGUUCCAUCAGCAAGCACCGUGGCACGUGACGUCAAGGCCGUAUUUGCGGGAUCGAGAGCGACUGUGCGGAAGCUACUCCGGAACUACCCUGGACGUCUUAGCUUCUCAACAGACUGCUGGACGGCACCGAACGGGCGGCCGUACAUGGCCGUUGUGGUCUAUUUCAUCCACAAGACGAAGCCAAUCAGCAUGUUGCUCGACGUCAUAGAGAUCGCAGAGGUACAUACCAUUUACUAUCGGUCACGCGGCACGCCGUCCCCGCAGCUAAUCAUCGUCACUGCGGCGCGACCGCGGCAGAGUCACACCGGUGCAACACUUGCUAGGGAGUUUGUCCGCAUCCUACGCGAGUUUGGAAUAGACGAAAAGGUGAGCAGUGGGUCCUCUCUCAACGACUAG
Epithele typhae is the source of this 906-nucleotide messenger RNA. RefSeq lists its product as uncharacterized. Bases 1 to 906 code for a protein of 301 amino acids. The transcript has 2 exons. NCBI's taxonomy places the organism in Eukaryota, Fungi, Basidiomycota, Agaricomycetes, Polyporales, Epitheliaceae. The record is from RefSeq and is a predicted model, not a curated record.